Molecule: messenger RNA, 3733 nt
Organism: Cynoglossus semilaevis (tongue sole)
Lineage: Eukaryota; Metazoa; Chordata; Actinopteri; Pleuronectiformes; Cynoglossidae
Gene: rasip1
Product: Ras interacting protein 1
Biological process (GO): regulation of GTPase activity; signal transduction; negative regulation of Rho protein signal transduction
Cellular component (GO): cell-cell junction
Molecular function (GO): GTPase binding
Source: RefSeq, a predicted model, not a curated record
UUCCACACGAUUUCAUGAUCUGCAGUGGAAUUCUCUGAGUCUCCUCUCAUGUCAGCAGCGUGGACAUCAGGAAAGUCACCAAACUGGGACACAGGACAGUUUUCCCUUUUCUCCCAUCAACCUCUUCCUGUUGAAGACUGGGUCAAAGGUCACAGGUGUCUUGUUUCCUCUCAAACUGUCCAUUUCCUAUUUCCAGCAAAACCUCACAUUAAGCUACAGUAAAUGGACACCAGUCCUGGUCCUGGUCCUGGUCCUGGUCCUGGUCUGAGUGAGCACUAAAACAGCAGUCUCAACACUGCUGUUCUUACUGCAGUUUAAAAUAAUAAAGUCCUACAUUCUCCUGCCUACUACCAACCUCUCUCACCCCUCUCUCCCUCUCUCCCUCUCUCUCUCGCUCGCUCCCUCACCCAGUCAGGAUAUAGGUGUUGUCCCCUGCAAAGGAAGGAAAUUCUGUCACUUAGAACAAUGGGCCGUUUCUCUAUCUAUAGAGCCAGAGGCAGCGAGAGCAGAGAGACGGCAGCCGGACCUGUCCACUCUGGAAGACCACGAACCACAGCUUACUGACACACAUGGAUAUUUAGAAAGAAGAGACGCACGUUGACGAGGGACGGGAGUCUGGAAAAUGGGACUUUACUCUGGGAAAGAAUCCUGUGAAGGUACUGGAAUACUUUGAGCCGAGGACUGGAUUCAGGUUUGGACCGACCGCCGUCAGGAACUAGAGAAGAACCGAAGGAGUCCGUGGAUGGAGGGUUCUGGAAGUCCACGCUUCAGGAAGCUGCAUUUCCCAGUGGGUCUGUGGAUCAACUCGCCCAGAAAACACUUGGCCAAACUUGGGGGGCGCUGGCCCAGCGCCCUGUCUGUCAAGUCGACCACCAGCUCUGACGCUGCCUCCCUCCACGAGGCCCCCUCCGCUCCUUCGUCUUCCCUUUCCAACUCCACCCUUUCGCUGGCUUCCCCUGCCCCGUCUCCGUCUCCCUCGCCGGCCUUCCUCAGGCCUCGGCCGGCAGGUCCACAGUCUCGUGCAAAGCGUCUUUCCCAUCUCUUCCUGCGGGGGCGCUCCAACAGCGACCGAGACCGGGCGGUGGGAGAGCGGGAGAGAGAGUUUUGGGCCCAUUCAGCUGCCCCCUCUUCACACCAUUAUCUGCCCCCGGCCUCCUCCUCAGCCCCGGGGCUGAUCAAAAUCUAUGGCGAUGCCCUGUCCAGUGGAGCCAACUAUCGCUCCCUGCUGGCCAACGUCCACUCAACAGCCAGGCAGCUCAUCUCCCAGGUCAUCAUUGCCGAUAUUUAUUUUGGCAAACGACUUUGUGUGAACUCCGUGGUCCAGAAACACAGCCCCGAGGACUUCCUGUUGUGUGACGUCAUCGGAAAGCCCAUCCAGCAACCAGACGGAGCCGUCACCUGGGAGACGGAGUGUCGGAGGAGCGUUGCCCCGUGGGAAUGUCCCUUGUUGUUAGUGGACAUGUGGCGGCCCAAGGAUGGAUUCGAGCGGCGCUUUGAAAUUCAAAGAAGGGAGGACUACGAGAGAGAGGAGAAGGAACGGGAGAGAGAGAGGGAGAAAGAGGGGGAGAGCCACCAAGGUGUGCGCUGGCGGCGUGGCAGGAUUUCAUCAGGGGGGGGGGCGGAGGAGAGCGAGCGAGGUCACAGGGGAAGGAACAGCGAGCUCCGGAGGAGCAUCAGCGACAUGAACCUCAGUCUGAGGCGUCGUCAAGGCAACCACGUCAGCGGUGACCCGCAGGGCGAUAACGGCAGAGGGUCACAGGACAGGAAGAACGCUGUGAGCAUGAUGAGCCCACAGGGGGAGGUUAGGGCGUCGAAGGUUCAGGCCAAGGUUGGGUGGACCCACCAGCCGCUGGAGGAUGAAGGAGAUGACUCCACCUGUGACCUGGAAGUGAUGUCACAGAGUUUAAUUCUUCCACCCACAGACAAGCCCUACUUCCUGCUGCUGCAGGGAUACGACCAGAGCAAGGACUUUGUCUUGUACAUCAUGACGGCCCACACACACGUGUUUGGACGGAAGCCCACCAUGAGAGAGAGAGAGAAGGACAGGGAGAGGGAGAGGAAGGGGCGGAGGCCCCCCCGGGUGGACACCCUCCUCUCUGCCCCCGACCUUCUGGCCCGACACUUACUUGUGAGACGAGACUCGGCUGUUCCUGAGACCCCCGCUGGACGAGCUCUGAUGCGACCCUUCAGGGGGGGGGCGGUGACACACAACGGAGCGGCUCUUUACAGGGAGACCGUCCUCAGACCUGGGGAUGUGAUCGGCCUGGGGGAGCAUUUUCUUUUCCUGUACCGUGACCCCCGGGUCACACCAGCGCCACCGCUGGCUUUGACUCUGCCAUGGCAGGCGGACGCCUCCGCCGGCUGUUGCCCCUCAGGACUGGUCGACAGACAGGAGGCUCUGAGGCAGUACCUGGGAUCAACAGAGGCGGUGCUGAAGUUCCACCCCCGUCAUGCAGACGCCUUGUUGCAGGAGAUCAUCUCUAAGAACUCGUCUCCAGACUCUGGUGGAGGACCACUGGCUCCAGCCUACCUCCUGUCAAUCAUGAUAGACCACGCCUCCAAACACCUGGACCCCGCCCUCACGCCCCAGAUAUUACUCAAGUCGGCCAAUUUGAUCAAAGAAAUCGUCUGGGAUAACAUUAAGGAAUUUGGGGAUAAGCAUCCCACACAGAAUUCCACAGAGCAGGAGGGGGAGAUUAGCGCCCCCAAUGUUCAGAAGCUGUCACUGGACCUGCGGCCCCUGAUGUUCUGGAUGUCAAACGCCACGGAGCUCCUCAACUUUUUCCAGGUCAAAGUUGAGAGCAUGGAGAAGGAGUGGGAGUUUGAAGCCCCUGGAGACCCAGCUCUGACGGCUGACAUGGACACCUGCUCAGAGGCUCUGGCUCAGCUGGAUGAUGUCAUCAUGCACACCUUCCAGCAGUGUGUGUAUCACCUCACCAAGACCCUGUACUCGCUGCUCCCAGCUCUGCUGGACUCCAACCCAUUCUCCAGUGAGGACCACGACAAGGAGAAGGAUGGAGACGGAGGAGCUGGAAAAGGCAGACAGGAAGGAGAGGUGGACGACGUGUCGGGUCUAUCGCCCAAGGUCGCCGGGCUGGUGGAAGUUUAUCGCUGUUCUCUCGUGCUGUCCAGGGAAGCACAUCUGUCCCCCCCCCUGACCUCCCAGACCUUUGGUUACCUCUUCUUUUUCACCAACACCUCCCUGCUCAACACGCUGCUGGAGAGAGAUGGACUGUUCUCCUGGUCCAGGGCAGUCCAGAUCAGGACCAACUUGGAUCUGGUUCUUGAUUGGCUACAAGGGGCGGGGCUAGGAGACAUCGCCUCUGAGUUUAUGAAGAAGCUGUCAGUCACAGUCAACUUCCUGUGUAUUCCCAAGACUCGCCUGAUCCAGUCUUCCUGGACAAGUUUACUAGAAGACCACGCUUCGUUAAGCCCCGCCCAGCUGCAUCAUCUACUCACCAACUACAAGCUAGGACCAACCAGAGCUCCACCAGCAUCGUGGGCUCCCCCUGUAGGCACUGAGCUGAGCGGAGACAUCUUUGAGAGCUUCCUGGACCAUCCUCCACUCAUCCUGCCAAAUGAGAAUCCACGACUCGACCUCUCUCAGCCAAUCCCAAGCCCUGAGCUCCAGAAGGAAGUGACACGUCUGCGCACCUUUUUGUGGGGACUUGACCAGGACGAGCUCCCGGCCAAUCAGAGGACUCGCCUUUGAGAUUGCCUGAGUCUGUCUCCA